Molecule: messenger RNA, 2088 nt
Organism: Penicillium mononematosum
Lineage: Eukaryota; Fungi; Ascomycota; Eurotiomycetes; Eurotiales; Aspergillaceae
Exons: 3
Coding region: 1-2088 (695 amino acids)
Source: RefSeq, a predicted model, not a curated record
AUGUCGGUGAACGAGAAACGCCAUCUCCAGACCACUACGAUCCCCCGAGCCGCAAUUUCCUCCACGUCGGAGCGUGAAGUGCUUGACCAACGAUUGCAGCGCCUCUCCGACGACACGCCCUUUAACCUGGGGAACCGGUCCACCAACAAUUGGGCUGUAGGGCAUGACAGACCCUUCAGCUUGGAGGAGCAACAACUACAGUAUAUGACCUUCUUGACACACCACGACACCGACUCAUUGCUCCUAGCCGUUGGGGACUGGUCGGACGAAACGGGGCGCAUGAUGGCCGAUGGAUCAACAGCCCCAAGCGCUGGGGAAAGUUCAAGAGAAACCGUGGCCAAAAAGAAGAUUAGUCUCAAGGACUACAAGACUCAAAAAACUAGUGGCGCUGUUCCAUCUCCCGUUGGCCUCGAAGCGGGUAGCCGAGGCGCAUCAAGCUCCGCCAAAGCGGGCCAGAAACGGCCAUCUGGGUCGGAACUUGACUUCCUUAACCCCUCAACGACCAAGAAGCCCGAAGCACAUCCUACAAAGAAACUGCGGCUCUCUCCCGAGAAAGAGACGCGCCGAGAGCCCAGCCCAGCCAAAUCGCACUCUCCCAAACUUCCCGCACUCCUUUCGCCCACUCUCCCACCGACAUCGGGUGGCCCCAGACUUCCGCGCUUACUAUCUCCUACCCUCCCUCCAGAGAUCGAAAAGGAGUUGGCCCGUCUCGAGGACCGUUCACCGUCUCGUAGUAGUCGGGCAGGAAAAGGAUUGCCUGCCAAAGAAUCCAAUACACAUGAACAUACAAGAGAUCACGCCCGUGCUGGCCCACAAAAGACGCAGCUUCUUACGAAACUGCGGUACGGAAGAGCGAACAGAAAGCGUGUUGAAGCUCUGCUUAAAUUUUCUGGUAAAAGGAAACCCCAUCUGUCAGAUUCACCGGUCAGCCAGGACACCGAUCGUGAUGAAGUAUCCCAUCCCAGGAAUAAGGGAGUAGAUUCUGGUUCGUCUCGUGGACACACAUUUGGGGAUCUGAAAGGUAAAAAGCAUGAGACUGGGGAAGCCCUUGGCCCUCAAAAUGGUCGCUCAAAGGAGCAAAAAGGCUUCCCCGAAAAGCCUCGAACGCCCGUUCCCCAGCCGCAGUUGGGCUCUCAUUCAAUCGCCCACGACAAAACCAAAGCAGCUUCUAUCACACCGGCGAAAGACCUAAAACUUCCUAUCUCUCGUCGAAACGAUCCCGGAGAGACCGAUGGCAAGAUUCCUUCUAAUCCCGCCAACAAACGUCAUUCUGUUGAUCCCGGGUCAAUCAUGAAAGCUUCCCCGACACAGGCAGAUGGUCGUACGCGCAAUGAGCGGCAGGUAUGGUGGGAUGAGUGGCAAAAAUUUGCGAGCAUCGGUCGUGAAUUGAAACACGCCGCAGAGCGGCAUACCUCCAAAGCUGGGGCCUUGGUUACCGACGAAAAGCUAGCCGUUGUGACUGCGAUCGAAGCGUUGUUGUCCUUUAUCAUGGCAUUUGUAGCGAACGAUCAGGCUAAGGCUUCAUCACGCCAGGUUGGGGAUUCCUCAACAUGGCUGUCUAUUGUGCCAUACUGGCGUGUGGUCAAGAAGAACAGUGUACCAUAUCCGGCAUUGAACAGUCUCUGCUUGCUCCUUGGGGCUGUUUCAUUCACUGCUAUUCAUACUCUCGAUCUUGAACGCCUCGCGAUAAGCCCAAUUCCUGGAGAGCAAACCCCAGUCCCAACGCCUGGGAGCGACGGAAACGCAGCCCUGUCGGAUGAGAACAGAAAAAGCAGGAAGGAAUUUUCGGAACUGAAGGCUCGUCUUCCUGAGUUCUACAAGGAUUCCCAAAGGCUAUGGAUCGAAGGCACCCGGGGUCUUUCUGAAGAUGUCCUUGGCCGUGAGUUUCCCACGAUCUGGUCCCAGCGGUCUCGAAAUUACUCGGAGCGAGGCCGAUCAUCUCUUAAAGCUGGCGACUAUGCUGGAAGCUAUUUCCUACCGCUUGGUGGCACUACCCCGCCUAUCGAAGUGGUUCGGUUUGGCUGGUCCCUACUGAAAGAAUGGUGCUCGAAAGAACGGGUGGAGUGGAAUGGACGUCUUGGUCUCUAA